GUUUUUGAAUAUAUGAAAGAAAAUUUAUACCAAUUGAUAAAAGACAGGGAAAAGCCAUUCGCUGAGCCUAUUAUUAGGAAUAUUCUGUUCCAAAUAUUACAGGGCCUGUCGUUUAUGCACAAACACGGCUUCUUUCAUAGAGAUAUAAAACCAGAAAAUCUUUUAUGUAUGGGUCCGGAGCUGAUCAAAAUAGCCGACUUUGGUCUGGCCCGUGAAAUACGGUCUCGACCCCCAUAUACUGACUAUGUGUCUACCCGUUGGUAUCGGGCCCCAGAAGUGCUCCUUCGCUCAACAAAUUAUAGCUCUCCCAUCGAUAUGUGGGCCGUGGGUUGCAUUAUGGCUGAGUUGUAUACAUUGCAACCCCUCUUCCCCGGCAGGAGUGAAAUCGAUCAGAUAUUUCGCUGCAGUUCUGUAUUGGGAACACCCGAUCGGGUAAUCAUUUUUUNUUAUAGCUCUCCCAUCGAUAUGUGGGCCGUGGGUUGCAUUAUGGCUGAGUUGUAUACAUUGCAACCCCUCUUCCCCGGCAGGAGUGAAAUCGAUCAGAUAUUUCGCUGCAGUUCUGUAUUGGGAACACCCGAUCGGCGCGAUUGGCCCGAAGGCUAUCAAUUGGCAAAUGCCAUGAAUUUCCGAUUCCCUCAGUUCAGUACAAUGCCAUUGGACUCAAUCGUAACCAACAGUCACGCCGAUGGGAUCGCCCUCUUAGAAGAUAUGCUCCGUUGGAACCCAUCUCGUCGUCCCAAUGCUGUCCAGUCUUUGAAGUAUAACUAUUUCAAAGUAAACCAAAAACUGGGUCCACAACACAUCAACAAUUUGAUCACAAAGUCUACAUUUAACCAAAAUAACAGUUCAAAUAAUAGUUUUGUAGAUAAAAAUCUUUCAAAUGUCAACCAAAUUGAGAGCAAUUUGAAUGGAAAGCUCAUCAAAUAUGAAUUAAACGAAUCUCCAAAUGUAGACAAUAAUAGUAUUCAACAAUUGCAACAACAGAUCGGAUCGCAUGCAUCCCGAAACAGUUCCAACAACUCUAUGCUUAAGUCCGGACUUUCCGUCAAAGAGCAGUAUUUGGCCCGAUCUCGGUAUGUGGCCGGACAGGCAGUCAACAAUGCUUCCUAUCGCAACUCAGGUUAA
This is a messenger RNA of Oppiella nova, 1125 nucleotides long. NCBI's taxonomy places the organism in Eukaryota, Metazoa, Arthropoda, Arachnida, Sarcoptiformes, Oppiidae. The record is from the annotation of a GenBank genome assembly.